GCUGUCAGUCACCUCACCGCGUCUGGCGGAUCUCUCGGGCUCUCAGUGCGGAGCCAUCAGAAAACCCCCACAAACCCUGAUCUGUUCUGAAACUUGAUCGUAGGCUGCUUUUGUUAUUGUGGUCCUGUAGGUGAUCCGGGGCAGAUGAAGCCUGUGUUUGAGCGGCACGCGUUUGGGCUGAACCCCUGACUGCGGACAGCAGCCGAGCGAUCUCUAAUGAUGCAGAGUGAAGACCGCAAGAGAAAGAAGCACAGUUUGAACCCCAGAAGCGUGUCAGACGAGUACAGUCUGCGUGAGCGACCGAAAGACGAAGCCACAAAGAUGAAGAAUAAAGUUUCUACUUCACAAGCGGCGAGCGGCAAGAAGAAGCCGUGGUCCUGGGAUCAGUAUCUGGAGGACGAGCGAUCUCAAGCCGCUCCUCUGCAGCUCUUCACUGAGUUCCAGGCAUUUCCCGACAGCAGGAAUGGCUUUAAGGUGGGGAUGCGGCUGGAAGGCAUCGACCCGCUGCAUCCGUCCAUGUUCUGCGUGCUGUCUGUGGCCGAGGUGAUUGGCUUCCGUCUGCGGCUGCAUAUCGAUGGUUACUCCGAGUGCUAUGACUUCUGGGUAAACGCAGACGCUCCUGACGUCAAACCAGCAGGAUGGUGCGAGUCGACGGGCCACAAACUCCAUCCGCCCAAAGGUUACAAGCAGAACGAGUUUAACUGGGAGAAGUAUCUGGAGGCCUGUAACGCUCAAGCAGCGCCAGAGAACCUCUUCAGAUCCAGCGAGUCGAGCGGCUCGGUGUUUGAGGUGGGCAUGAAGCUGGAGGCGGUGGAUCGUAAGAACCCGUGUCUGGUGUGUGUGGCGUCCGUAGCCGACAUCGUGGACCAGCGCUUCCUAGUGCACUUCGACAACUGGGACGACACUUACGACUACUGGUGUGACGCCAGCAGCCCCUACAUUCACCCGGUGGGCUGGUGUCAGGAUCACGGCCGGCCGCUCACAGCUCCUCAGGGUGAGAAUCAUAUUCCUCAUGCGUUCAGUGUUACUGCUGUCACAUGGUGUGAAACCAUCAGGAACCCUUUAGUCUCCAGCACCAUCAUUUUCCAGAACCGCAACCUUCCUGGAGUCUCCAGAAGUGCAAUGUUUCAGGUUCUCAGAGGCUGUGCUUGGAGAUCUCCACACGGCUUCCAGACGCACAUGAAGCUGGAGGCGGUGGACAGACGAAACCCCAUGCUGAUCCGCGUGGCCACCGUCGCCGACACCGAAGACCACAGAGUCCAAGUGCAUUUCGACGGCUGGCAUGAGAAGUUUGAUUUCUGGGUGGAUUCAGACCUGCCGGAUCUUCAUCCCGUGGGCUGGUGCUCCAGGACGGGUCACCCGCUCGAACCUCCGCUCCGUGAGUCUCUGCUUGCUCUCACACUCGCACGACAGAUGCUUGAGCUGCAAUACAAUGCCUUCGGUUGCCCGUAUUCUGACAUGAACAUGAAGAAGGAGGUGGUGCUUCCCGACCGGCUCGGAGGAGAGAAGCAGAUCACCUUCAUCCCUGUGACCAAACGCUUGUGUCCAGACGAGGAGGAGGAGGAGGAGGAGGAGGAGGAGGAAGAUGGGAGCGAGGAGAUCAGCCAUGUGGACAACAGGGAGAUGAUGGCGGCGUGUGACGGAGCUCCUCGUCUGCGCGGUCGGCCUGCGAUGAUGAAGAAGGAGCUCAAAGACGAGCCGCUGAUGGCGUCGCUCCUCGGGAAGAGAGCUCAUUUACCCAGCAGGAUAACGCUUGCUGAUGUGUGUGUGUGUCUCAGGGAGAUGAUGGCGGCGUGUGACGGAGCUCCUCGUCUGCGCGGUCGGCCUGCGAUGAUGAAGAAGGAGCUCAAAGACGAGCCGCUGACGGCGUCGCUCCUCGGGAAGAGAGCUCAUUUACCCAGCAGACUCUCUCAGUCCACGAAAUAUCUGCGUAUCAAGGAUGAGGAGGACGACAUUGAUGUAAACAGCAUUAUUUCAGAGCGUAACGUGGACGAUCUCCAGCAGGCGCUGCAUCAGUCCGUCUUCCUCUCGGCGAUGUCUGCUCACCCGAGCCGUGAUCUGCCGCUGUGCUGGGAGCAGCACUGUAAGCUUCUGCCCGGUGUGGCCGGCGUUCAGGCCAGUCGCGUCGCCCACUGGAGUGUGGAGGAGGUGGCUGAUUUCAUCCAUUCUUUACCCGGCUGUGAGGAACAGGCCAAGCAGUUCAGAGAGGAGCAAAUCGACGGGAAGGCCUUUCUUCUGUUGACGCAGCGAGACAUCGUUAAGAUAAUGAGCAUGAAGCUCGGCCCGGCCCUCAAGAUCUACAACUCCAUCCUGAUGUUCAAACACGCCGAGGAUAAACACCAGCCGCCGGCGGGAGACACAUGAAGCACAGAUGAAUCUACUGUAUCCAUGCAUUCCCAACGCCUCCGUUAGUGCUAAUCACCCUACGGCCUCGUCUCCGUCAGGUUCCCCUUCUGCCUUUAAACCCUCUCCUUUUCCUUCUCAAACUCAACCACGCGACAAUCAAACGCAGUCGCCGGCGUCUAUGAGAGGUUUCUCUCGGUCACGGUGCUAUGUGUACGCAAACACAAACAGGCGAACAGCGACUACAGGAUUUGCUCGUGAGUGAGUGAGUGAGUGAGCGUGUGUGUGUGCGAGUGUGUGAGUGAGUGAGUGAGCGUGU
Molecule: messenger RNA, 2662 nt
Organism: Sinocyclocheilus grahami
Lineage: Eukaryota; Metazoa; Chordata; Actinopteri; Cypriniformes; Cyprinidae
Product: lethal(3)malignant brain tumor-like protein 4
Exons: 21
Coding region: 217-2364 (715 amino acids)
Biological process (GO): negative regulation of DNA-templated transcription
Cellular component (GO): nucleus
Molecular function (GO): histone binding; chromatin binding
Source: RefSeq, a predicted model, not a curated record